AUGCCGCUCCCGGCGAUGCCAUGGCUCGCCCUGCGCCUCCCGGGCCACACCUUCCACGGCAGCUCCUUCCCCGAUGACGGCGGCGCGUCCCUUCUCUCUCCCAGCAGUGGCGACGGCGUCCACUCCUUCCCUGGCGUCCGACGGCGGUGCGGCGUGGCCCGGCCCCUUCCCCGACCGGUGGCGCGCGGCUUCCCCUCGUCGUCCGGCGGCCGUGCGACUCGCCCCAUGCAUAUAUGGCCCUCACGGCGGCGCUCGUACAUCAGGAGGCAGCGGCCCGGCACCCGGCACAUCUCCGGCGGUGACAGUAUCUCGAGAAAAAGGUACCUCAGGUUUGGUCAAAGCUGCUCUUCUGAAUGCAUUACAAACCACGACAAGAAGAUCAAGAAGCUCUGUGGUCUGUGCUGA
Messenger RNA from Miscanthus lutarioriparius, 405 nucleotides. The record is from the annotation of a GenBank genome assembly. Lineage: Eukaryota; Viridiplantae; Streptophyta; Magnoliopsida; Poales; Poaceae.